AUGCAUUUGAGCGAGAACGAAGGCGUCGAAGGCAACACCUUCGUGGUGACCGGAGGUCUUGGCUUCGUCGGAGCCGCCCUCUGCUUGGAGCUCGUUCGCCGUGGUGCUCGCCAAGUCCGCUCAUUCGACCUCCGCGAUUCCUCUCCUUGGUCCGAUGAGCUCAGAAACAGUGGCGUUCGCUGCAUCCGAGGAGAUGUGACUCGGAAAGAAGAUGUGGAGAAGGCUAUAGAUGGAGCGGACUGUGUUCUGCAUCUCGCUUCCUAUGGAAUGUCAGGGAAAGAGAUGCUCCAGUUCGGGCGCUGCGACGAGGUUAACAUAAACGGGACCUGUAACGUCUUGGAAGCUGUGUUCAAGCACGAGAUCACAAGGCUCGUCUACGUCAGCACCUACAACGUCGUCUUCGGUGGUAAAGAGAUUCGUAACGGCAAUGAAGCUCUGCCUUACUUCCCUCUUGAUGAUCACGUCGACGCCUAUGGUCGAAGCAAAUCCAUCGCUGAACAGUUGGUCCUCAAGAGUAACGGCAAACCAUUCAAGAAUGGUGGGAAGAAGUUGUACACGUGUGCGAUCCGUCCUGCUGCUAUAUACGGACCUGGGGAAGACAGGCAUCUUCCGAGGAUUGUUAACCUAGCGAAGCUUGGUUUGCUGCUGUUCAAAACCGGUGAACCGGGUGUCAAAACCGACUGGAUUUACGUUGAGAAUCUUGUGCUGGCAAUCAUCCUGGCAAGUAUGGGACUCUUGGACGACAUUCCCGGUAGAGAAGGAGUCCCCGUCGCUGCUGGUCAACCAUAUUUUGUCUCUGAUGGUUCACCGGUGAAUACCUUUGAGUUUCUACGUCCUUUACUAAGAAGUUUAGACUAUGAGCUGCCCAAGUUUACGAUAUCUGUACCAUUUGCGUUGACCUUGGGGAAGAUCUUCCAAGGUGUCUACACUGUGUUAUAUCCAUGGCUGUCAAAGAGCUGGUUACCACAGCCACUUAUUCUUCCUGCUGAGGUCUACAAGGUUGGUGUUACUCAUUAUUUCUCGUAUCUCAAAGCUAAGGAAGAGCUUGGGUAUGUUCCAUUCAAGAGCUCCAAGGAGGGUAUGGCUGCAACUAUCUCCUACUGGCAAGAGAGGAAACGGAGAUCUUUAGACGGUCCAACCAUAUUUACUUGGUUAGCUGCUGUGGGAGGAAUGUUAGCUCUUUUUGCAGCUGGGUGGUUACCUGACGUAGGACCUGUGCCUUUCUUUAGAGCCCUAAGCCUCUUCGUCUUCCGGACGAUGACGAUUGUAAAGUUUGUCUUCAUCGUUGCAGCGGUGUUACAUGUUGGAGAAGGAAUCUAUGCUUGGUUUCUGGCUAAACGAGUCGACCCGGGAAAUGCAAUUGGGUGGUUCUGGCAAACCACCGCUCUUGGGUUUUUCUCAUUGCGGUUUCUGUUGAAGAGAGCCAAAGACCACCAAGUUUAA
Molecule: messenger RNA, 1443 nt
Organism: Microthlaspi erraticum
Lineage: Eukaryota; Viridiplantae; Streptophyta; Magnoliopsida; Brassicales; Brassicaceae
Source: the annotation of a GenBank genome assembly